Rubroshorea leprosula is the source of this 997-nucleotide messenger RNA. NCBI's taxonomy places the organism in Eukaryota, Viridiplantae, Streptophyta, Magnoliopsida, Malvales, Dipterocarpaceae. The record is from the annotation of a GenBank genome assembly.
CACCGUUUGAAACAACCGCAGCCCACCAGAAAUGGCAGCAGAAAAAGUGGGUAGGAUCAAGCUUGGCACUCAAGGCUUGGAGGUUUCAGCACAAGGUUUCGGCUGCAUGGGCAUGUCCGUUGCCUACGGGCCUUGAAAGCCUGAACCUGACAUGAUCGCCCUUAUCCACUACGCUGUCAACUCCGGUAUCACUUUCCUCGAUAUCUCCGAUAUUUACGGUCCCCACACCAAUGAAAUCCUCCUCGGCAAGGCUUUGAAAGUUGGAGUUAGGGACACCGUUGAAUUGGCUACCAAAUUUGGAAACUUCUUUAUGGACGGGAAGCCAGAGGUCUGUGGAGAUCCAGCUUACGUCCGGGCAGCCUGCGAGGCCAGCUUGAAGCGUCUUGAAGUUGACUGUAUUGAUCUUUAUUAUCAGCAUCGAAUCGAUACCCGUGUGCCAAUUGAAGUCACGAUGGGGGAACUGAAGAAAUUGGUUGAAGAAGGUAAAGUGAAGUACAUAGGUCUGUCUGAGGCUUCUGCUUCAACAAUUAGAAGGGCACGUGCCGUUCAUCCAAUAACUGCUGUGCAGUUGGAAUGGUCACUCUGGUCUAGAGAUGUGGAAGAAGAAAUUGCAGGGAACUUGGAAUUGGGAUUGUUGCAUACAGCCCUCUCGGGCGAGGAUUCUUUUCAUUGGGGCCUAAACUGGCAGAAAAUUUAUCGGAUGGAGAUGUCAGAAGGUCUCAACCCAGAUUCCAACCUGAAAAUCUUGCGCAUAACAAACACCUCUACGAGCGGGUUAAGGAGAUGGCAACGAGGAAGGGAUGCACUACAUCACAGCUUGCACUAACAUGGGUUCAUCACCAAGGUAACGAUGUCUGUCCCAUCCCAGGAACAACCAAGAUUGAAAACUUGAACCAGAACAUAGGUGCUCUGUCUGUCAAACUCACACCAGAAGAAAUGGAUGAACUAGAAGUCGUUGCUUCCAAAGAUGCCGUAAAAGGAGACAGAUACCCUCCAG